Molecule: messenger RNA, 1896 nt
Organism: Ilex paraguariensis (yerba mate)
Lineage: Eukaryota; Viridiplantae; Streptophyta; Magnoliopsida; Aquifoliales; Aquifoliaceae
Source: the annotation of a GenBank genome assembly
AUGGUAAAGUUUGUAGAUGACGCUCGAGCAUACCUUCUGCUAGCGCAGAAAACUCUCCAUGAUCAGACUGAAAAGUACGAAGAAUUCCGUAAGCUCUUGAAAGAUUUCGGGGAUCAAAAAAUUGAUGAUACCCAACUUUCAUCAACUGUGAAGAUGCUGUUUGAUGGGUAUGAUGAUUUAGUCACUGGGUUCAACUCUUUCUUGCCGUCGAAGACGAAGCAUGUCACCGCUUCGUCGGAGGCGUACAAUAGCACGGUGGACAAUCAAGCUUCGACUUCAUCGUGGGCGACACAGAUCGAGUUUGUAAGAAAAGUUCAGAAGCGUUUCGGAGAUGACGUUCGGAGAUAUAAAUCGUUUCUUGUUGCUUUGGGUAUGUGGCGUUUUGGGGACAGGGUCAUUGAUCGGCUCGAUCAGGAGGUUGCUGGUGUGUUCAAAGAGUUCCCAGAUCUGUACAUGGAGUUCAAGGGGUUUUAUGGUGAUUUUUCAGAGGAGAUAUCGGCUGAUAAGCAAGCGAAUCGACAGGAAUUAAAGACUCAGAGAAACGAAAAAUUGUAUGUUCAACAAGAGGCGGAAACAUACCUUCGACUCGUGAAGCAAACUUUCCAUGAUCAGACUGAGAAGUACUAUGAAUUCAUUAACGUCGUGAAAGAUUACUUGGCUCAAAAAAUUGAUGAAACCCUUUUAUUAUCAAUCGUGAAGAAGCUGUUUGAUGGGUAUGAUGAUUUAGUUACUGGAUUGAAAGCUUUCUUGCCGGCGAAUAAGACUGUCAUCACUUCGCCGGAGGUGUACAACAACGUUGUGGACGAUGAAACUCAGACAUCAUCGUGGACGUCACAAAUCGAGUUUUUCAACAAGGUUGGUAAUCGUUUCCUAGACGAUCCUCGUAUGUUUAAAUCAUUCAUUGAUGCUUUUAGUAGGUGGCGGUUGGGGGACAAAGACAUUACUCAGCUCGACCAAGAGCAAACUUUCCAUGAUCAGACUGAGAAGUACUAUGAAUUCAUUAACGUCGUGAAAGAUUACUUGGCUCAAAAAAUUGAUGAAACCCUUUUAUUAUCAAUCGUGAAGAAGCUGUUUGAUGGGUAUGAUGAUUUAGUUACUGGAUUGAAAGCUUUCUUGCCGGCGAAUAAGACUGUCAUCACUUCGCCGGAGGUGUACAACAACGUUGUGGACGAUGAAACUCAGACAUCAUCGUGGACGUCACAAAUCGAGUUUUUCAACAAGGUUGGUAAUCGUUUCCUAGACGAUCCUCGUAUGUUUAAAUCAUUCAUUGAUGCUUUUAGUAGGUGGCGGUUGGGGGACAAAGACAUUACUCAGCUCGACCAAGAGGUCUGUGUUAUCUUCAAAGACCACCAUGAUCUGUACAUCGAGUUCAAGGGGUUUUGUGAAUCGAACCAACCUGAAAGAGAUAACAAAUACAAAGAUUUAUGUUUUGUGCAGAUUGAGGAUCAUCCGUACAAACAGACAUUGCUCGAUUGUGAACAUAAUUUGUUUGAAAUAGAUAUGUUGAGACAUCGUUUGAAAUCAACAAAGGAGGCUAUAGAGAAACUGUUGGGAGACAUCAAGUUGUUGGACAAAAGAGAAGAACAAGGGAGAGAAGUUAUCGACAUUGCAGAAUAUUUUACAGUUCUGAAUUUAAUCUGCAUUGAGAGAUUGUACAAUGAUCAUGGUCUUAAUGUGUUGAACUUACUUAGACAAAAUCCAGCUACUGUGGCAUCGAUCAUAGCGUCUCGACUCAAUCUGAAGCUGAAAGAAUGUGAUGAAAUGAAGGUUGUUUGUGAAAUUACAUACAAAAAAUGCCAUGAAAAGGUGCGGGAGUACAGUGUUAAUUUUCUGAAAAAUAGAGAUUCAAAUAUGGAUGAUAAACGUAACCGGCGGAGGAAGAGGAGGUGCAUAUGA